Molecule: messenger RNA, 549 nt
Organism: Zea mays
Lineage: Eukaryota; Viridiplantae; Streptophyta; Magnoliopsida; Poales; Poaceae
Product: ATP synthase protein MI25-like
Exons: 1
Coding region: 1-549 (182 amino acids)
Biological process (GO): proton motive force-driven ATP synthesis
Molecular function (GO): proton transmembrane transporter activity
Source: RefSeq, a predicted model, not a curated record
AUGAGCUUUGCUCUUCUGGGCGCUCGUUGUUUUAUAGGCUUUCUCAUAUUAAGUCGAAAGAGUUUAGGUAAGACUUUCAAAGAAACUCUCGACGGGAGAAUUGAGUCUAUUCAGGAAUCAUUGCAGCAAUUCUUCAAUCCUAACGAAGUCAUUCUGGAGGAAUCCAAUGAACAACAACGAUUACUUAAUCUACGGAUCAGCUUGCGAAUUUGCAGCACCAUAAAUGUAGUAGAAUCAUUAUCAGCGGCACGCUGUGCGCCUAAGUGCGAAAAGACAGUGCAAGCUUUGUUAUGCCAAAACCUAAAUCUCAAGUCAGCAACACUUCUAAAUGCCACUUCUUCCCGUCGCAUCCGUCUUCAGGACGAUAUAGUCACAGGUUUUCACUUUUCAGUGAGUGAAAGAUUUGUAUCCGGGUCUACAACUUUGGUAGAAGCUUCUACCGUAGAACAAAUUCGAGAGGCCUUCUUAUUAGAACCCAGAGACCUACUUCGAGAAGGCUUUAUUGUCCUAAGAAACGAAUUCUUUGAUUCACUUUUUGAAUUUAAGUAA